AUGGCCACCAAUGCUAUCGAAGACUCAUUGGUACGGGACUACCAGUGGGUCCAUCAGUCUGGGGACGCAACGACAAUCACAUGGACUGGAGAGACUACAUUCGUAUCUGGAGCUUUAGCUCAUUAUGAUGUCCACAACAUGCAGUAUAAUCGUCAUGGAAAUCUUGUUGUGGGAUCAACUGCGAACAAAGUUGUCAAGAUGAUUGACGGCCACCGAGCCCUCCGACCCAUAGUCACAGCAGCAGAGAAUAAAGAAAACUCUUUGCCGGCAAUGCGUGCAACUCAAGAUGAGUGGCGAUACGCGCCAGUCGUCUCCAGUGCAUAUUGUGAUGUCAAUGGAUAUACCUUUACCGCUUCUUUCGACAAGACGGUCAAAAUCUGGAGAGUGUUGGAAAAGGGACCUUCUAUGCAAUUAAAAGGCAUCUGGUUACAUGACUUCGGUGUCAACUUUGUCUUAACUUCAAAGCAUCAUGACAUGGUCGCGACCGCGAGCGAAGCGCAUAACGAUGCCGUCCGGGUGUACAAGUUUGACGAAACAGAUGUGUCUCGCUCUGCUUAUGAUGUUUAUAAUGCGGAUAGGGCUCUGACAAGACCUGGAGAUUUGAGGAUGGCAGAUAAAUGGGCAUACCAUCCUGCUACAAUGCAAUGGGGAAGGUCAGAUAAGGUCUCGAACUUGUUACUCGUUGGGUACUCACCUCGAGGUACUAGUAACGAUGAAGCGGAAAUUCCCGAAUCCAAGAGAAACUCAGGUGAACUAUGCUGUUGGAACGCCAAAACCGGGCAGCAAGUGCUUAUAAACGCGGGAAAGAGUGCCAAUGUCUUUGAAGUCAUAUGGCAUCCUUCACAACCCAUCUUCCUAGUGGCUACUGCACCAUCAGGUACCUUCGACUCAAGGAAGACCCGGACACAAGUUCGACUGUUCCAGCUUGUAGGAAGUGACAUCGAAAGUUUCCAAUGUGUCAAGACCCUGGAUUGCCCAGCAUCUGAUGUCAAUGAAUUGACUAUGAUGCCCACCAGCCUUCACGACGGUUAUGUCACAGCUAGUUGUACCGAUGGAAAAACAUAUGUCUGGGAUACAAUGCACGAUGACAGACUUCUUCACGUCUUGCCACAUGGUGAUUCUAUAGAUAACCCUGACCAUGAAAUCCCACUUGAGCAGGCGGAUACUGGCGUCAAGUUCGCAGCUUGGGGAAGAUCUUCUAAUCGUCUCUACACUGGUUCGUCAGAUGGGGUAGUGAAGGCGUGGGACAUAACACGACCUACCGCUGACGCCCUUGUACGCGAUGUCCUCAGGGCAGCAAGUGGCAUAUCGUGCGGAAUAUUUUCUGCCGAUUUCUCAAAGCUAUUGAUAGGCGACGGAGCUGGCCAUUUACAUCUCAUCCAAGCUGCUGAUGACGAAUCUGACGACCGAGACCCUCUUUUCCUCCCGUUAACUCGUCGAAAAUUCAUGGUUCCACAUCCUGAUCCCUUUUCUGACCGCGAGAUUUUGGAAAAUCGAGAAGAAUAUCGCAGGUACAUGGAGCAAGGCAUCUUGAUCAAGCUCCCAAUGGAUGUUCCAGGAUGGGGAGCUCAUUAUAGGGUUGGCAAAGGUCCGAAUUAUGAUCUAUGCGGACUAUACCGCAGUGAUGCACACGAAGAUGGAGACAACACGAAGCCCCUGUUGCCAAAAAUUGGUAAUACGACGAAUUGGGAUGGUGUUACUAAAGUCCGCCCGCAGGUGGGCAACUUUCCCGUGCUGCUGCCAGCUGAAUCAAGCCGGAAGCGCCAGCAUAAUAGACUUGAAGAUUUAGACCUCGAUGUCAACAAGCUCUUGGCCUCAACUAAGUCCAAAGAUUUGAAGCAAGAUCUGGCUAUCUCGGCGGAGUACAUGCUGAAUUUUGAAGAAGAGGGAAGAGACUAUGUUUUGGACAAAUAG
Mollisia scopiformis is the source of this 1914-nucleotide messenger RNA. Its product is annotated as WD40 repeat-like protein. The transcript is spliced from 3 exons. NCBI's taxonomy places the organism in Eukaryota, Fungi, Ascomycota, Leotiomycetes, Helotiales, Mollisiaceae. The record is from RefSeq and is a predicted model, not a curated record. Gene Ontology annotation, molecular function: protein binding. The coding region runs from base 1 to 1914 and encodes 637 amino acids. Gene Ontology annotation, biological process: TOR signaling; regulation of actin cytoskeleton organization. Gene Ontology annotation, cellular component: TORC2 complex; TORC1 complex.